AUGAACCCGUCGUUUAUACAGGGGUCUCAAAACAGAAUGAUACGAAGAAGAAGGAGCCAAAAUAUGAAAAAAUGCAAGGACAAACUUGAAGAGAUUUGCAAAGGCUGGCACUCCACCAAAGAGAAAGUGAUUCCUGAAGAGGUGCAGGCGGCUCUUCUGCACCAGCAGCAGCUGUGUGAGGAGCUAUUACAAGACAAGAAAACAAUCAUGGAUUUCUUUCAGCAGGACAUAAAGGCCAGAGAUGAUGUCUUUGUGGCUGAUCUAAAGAAACAAACAGAGGAACUUCAACUAAUGCUGGAAAGAAUGGAGCAACAGGACAAAACUUUGACAAAAGCAUACAGAGAGGAGCUGGAUCAAUGGAAGGACAAUGUGCAAAAACAGGAAGAAAUGAUGCUCGCUGAAGAAAAAACAAAGUGGGAGAAGUGUAUGAAGAACCUUUUGGACACUGAGGUUGAUAGACUUUCAAAGAGAGAGCAGGCAGUGGAAGAGUUUAACGGCCAAAUUCACAAUCUGAUGUUUGAAACUUUGGAAAACUUCAACAUUGUUAGAAAUAAGGAAGUUGACGAAUUUCAGCGCAUAGAACUGGAAAUACACCAGAUCGAAACAGAGAAAAUCUUUUUAGAGCAGAAAAUUGAGGGACUAAAAGCUGAUAAUGCAAAAGUCAAGACGGAAUGCUCCCAGCUGAAAACGAAAGUAGCAAGUAAAAAGUCUGAACUGAAAAAACAACGGGCGAAUAAAGAAACAACUGAAGGAAAAAGAAAACAGCUUAUGGAGAAACAGCUGAAAGAGUUGAAUCAUAAAGCCCAGGACUAUGAACGUCUCCAGAAGAAGAAAAUUCACAUCGCUGUUAACGACGCCAUUCAAUAUGAGAACAUGUGGCUCUCACAAGACGCAGAGUGCAAGGAGCUGCUGGAGAGAGCUUUACACGUCGAAUCCAAAAUCCAUGAACACUUUUUGCAUUUACCCUGGGAGCAACCAAAUCUAAGCUUCGCAAAACCCGGGGUUAGAUGGGAGGGGUGCGGCCAGGAACAGGCAGAUGACUUAAAAACCUUUGCUCACAACGGAGAAUCAGUGACAGAAAGUGUAAACAGCAAGAGCGAGAAAGAAACGGAGAGAGAAAGCAACGUAGCGACUCCCAGGACUGCAAAGAGGCUCAUGGAGAUACUCUGUGAUGAGACGGAUGCUGAGGCUACAGAGCCCAGGUGCUCCACAGUUGAAGUUGAGGCCUCUGGUUCAGUGACUCCUGACCCCAUCGAUCGAACUGACAUCCUGGAAGCUCUGAAGUGCUUCCUCGACAAACAAGAGAAGUUAGAGAAUCCCUCCAGGGUGAAGUGGAGUGUGCAGAGUCUGGAGCCCCAGGAUAGCUCUAAAGAGAAGGCUUACUGGGAAAGUCUGGGCAACGCUAUCACAGCAGACAAACUGAAGGUCUGGGAGGUGAUGGAGAAGAAGCUGAAGCAGCACCACACUGUGAUGUCGAAAAUCUCCGAAUUCAAUCAGGAAGUCCAGAGUCUGCAGCAGGAGAACACAGAGCUGCAGAUGGUGUGCAUGCUUCUGCAACAGAGUGACUGA
Molecule: messenger RNA, 1569 nt
Organism: Knipowitschia caucasica
Lineage: Eukaryota; Metazoa; Chordata; Actinopteri; Gobiiformes; Gobiidae
Source: the annotation of a GenBank genome assembly